Messenger RNA from Chaetomium globosum CBS 148.51, 606 nucleotides. RefSeq lists its product as uncharacterized. NCBI's taxonomy places the organism in Eukaryota, Fungi, Ascomycota, Sordariomycetes, Sordariales, Chaetomiaceae. The transcript has a single exon. Gene Ontology annotation, molecular function: phosphatidic acid transfer activity. Gene Ontology annotation, cellular component: mitochondrial intermembrane space. The coding region runs from base 1 to 606 and encodes 201 amino acids. Gene Ontology annotation, biological process: phospholipid transport. The record is from RefSeq and is a predicted model, not a curated record.
AUGAAAGUCUUUUCCAACUCGGAAACAUUCAACUACUCCUGGGAGGAAGUAUCGACCGCCAACUGGCGGAAGUACUGCCCAUGGAACCAAAAAUCAACCCAUGUGGUCGCCGUCGACACCGUCAGCCGGUCGGUCGACCCCGAGACGGGCAUUCUGCGGACAGAGCGCCUCAUCACCUGCAAGCAAUCCGCGCCCGACUGGCUCAAGAGCAUACUGGGCGGCUGCAUCGACGAGUCGCAGGUGUUUGAGACGUCGUAUGUCGACCCGCGAAGCAAGACGGUGACCAUGGUCUCGGCCAACCUCACGAUGAGCAACCUCAUCAACGUGCAGGAGACGGUCGUCUACCGCCCGCUCAACGACCACCAGACGUCCUUCGAGCAGUCGGCACAGAUCACGGCGCUUUGCGGUGGCUGGCAGCGCAUUAAGAACCGCAUCGAGGACACCCUCGUCAAGCGCUUCCACGAGAACGCCAUCAAGGGCAAGGAGGGCUUCGAGGCCGUCCUCGCUAUGAGCCGCCGUGUCUUCGCCGAGGAGCGCGAACGUGAGCGGAUGAUGCUCAUCCAGUCGCAAGCCAGCAACAUCCGGUUAGCGGCGGUCGCUGCAUGA